CUCAGUGCGGGCGCGCUGCUAGCGCUGUGCGAGCAGGUCGCGCUGGGCAGGCUGAGCUAUGGCGUGGCCAUCAUCCGGCCGCCGGGGCACCAUGCGUGCCAAGACAAGCCCAUGGGAUUCUGCCUGUUUAACAAUGUGUCAGUGGCAGUGCAUGAUCUGCUGGCGCGUCGGUUAGCCGAAAAGAUAGUGGUGGUGGAUUGGGACGUGCACCACGGCAACGGCAUCCAGGAGGCUUUCUAUAACAAAGAGGAUGUGCUGUAUAUAUCGCUGCACCGGUACGACGGCGAGGAGUUCUAUCCGGUGAGUGACGAGGGACGCAUGGAGAAGGUGGGGUCUGGCGGUGGCGAGGGCUUCAACAUCAACAUUCCGUGGCCGUGCGAGGGCGUGGGCGACGGCGACUACCUGGAUGCGUUCCGACGCGUGGUGAUCCCGGUUGUGCGUGAGUUCGGCCCCGAUAUGGUCAUUGUGUCGGCAGGCUUCGACGCGGCGGUCUGCGAUCCGAUCGGCCUGUGCAAGGUCACGCCGCAGUGCUACGCGGUCAUGACCAGCAUGCUGCGGUUGGCGAGCAAAGACAAGCUGGUGCUAGCGCUUGAGGGUGGGUACAAUCUG
Molecule: messenger RNA, 609 nt
Organism: Linderina pennispora
Lineage: Eukaryota; Fungi; Kickxellomycota; Kickxellomycetes; Kickxellales; Kickxellaceae
Product: Arginase/deacetylase
Exons: 1
Biological process (GO): chromatin organization
Cellular component (GO): histone deacetylase complex
Molecular function (GO): histone deacetylase activity
Source: RefSeq, a predicted model, not a curated record